AUGGACACACUGAGAGCUUUGGGGCCGAUGCAUCGCGUCUGUCAGGUGUGCAACCUCUGGCAGUGGCGCCUGGACAAGGAGAGCGGACUCCUCCAUCGCUCGCACUGGCUGGAGCUUUAUGGCUGGACGGUGCUGGUGGCGGCCGGCGGCUACACGGCCUAUGGCCUCUUUCAGGAGAGCAGCGGAAGUGAGGAUUCAGAAGAUAUUGGGGAUGCCGAGACGACCAUCAGCAGCAUUGGGCACACGGUGGACUUCAUCCAACUGGUGGGUAUACGGGUGGCGCACAUGGCCGCGCUGCUGGAGGCGCUAUGGCAGCGACAGGCGCAGUGCGAUUUUUAUGCGGAGCUGGCCGAGAUCGACCGUCAGCUAGCCAGGGACCUUCAGAUGAACGUCGACAGCAGACAGCUGCGUCGGCGCACCACCCGCCGGGCGAUGUGGAUGCUGUGCGGCUACGCGGCCAGCCAGACCCUAAUAUUGGUGGCGAAGCUACUGGCUCCGCGUCACCAGUUCCCGAUCUACUGGAUCCAGUACCUUCUACCCAUGUUCGUGUGCGGCCUAAGGUAUUUUCAGAUCUUCAGCGCCGUGCAUAUUGUAGCCCAGCGCCUGGAACUACUGCUCGAUGCCCUCCAAACGCUACAGUUACACGAUUCGGAGGCAGAGGCGGAGGCCCAAGAGGCAUCAAUGGAGCGCCUAGUGCCUGUGCGGCAGCUUUACCAAAAGGUGUGGAUCCUCGUAGCCCUGCUUAACCGCAGCCACGGCCUCUCCAUACUGCUCCUGGUGGGCAACGACUUCCUGGCUAUUACUUCCAACUGCUACUGGAUCUUUCUCAACUUCCGCCAGUCAGCGGCAUCGCCGUACGACAUCCUUCAGAUCAUUGCUAGCGCCGUGUGGUCCGCACCGCAUCUUGGAAACGUCCUGGUUAUCUCCCUGAUCUGCGACCGAGCUGCGCAAUGUGCUACCCGCUUGGCCCUGAGCCUGCACCAGGUCAGCGUGGAUUUGACGAACGAGUUGCACAAUGCCCUGAUCACCCAGUUCUCGCUACAGCUCCUCCACCAGCGCCUAUAUUUCAGCGCCGCCGGAUUUUUCAACGUCGACAAUACGCUCCUCUAUACGAUUGUGGGCGCGACAACCACAUACCUGAUUAUCCUGAUACAGUUCCACAUGAGCGAGUCCACGAUGUCCAACGGAUCGAGCGGAGACUGA
Drosophila persimilis is the source of this 1203-nucleotide messenger RNA. It is a transcript of the gene Gr2a, whose product is annotated as putative gustatory receptor 2a. Gene Ontology annotation, biological process: sensory perception of taste. Gene Ontology annotation, cellular component: neuronal cell body; membrane; dendrite. The transcript is spliced from 4 exons. NCBI's taxonomy places the organism in Eukaryota, Metazoa, Arthropoda, Insecta, Diptera, Drosophilidae. Bases 1 to 1203 code for a protein of 400 amino acids. The record is from RefSeq and is a predicted model, not a curated record.